This is a messenger RNA of Vespula pensylvanica (western yellowjacket), 876 nucleotides long. Its product is annotated as ataxin-3-like. Gene Ontology annotation, cellular component: nucleus. Gene Ontology annotation, molecular function: cysteine-type deubiquitinase activity. Gene Ontology annotation, biological process: protein deubiquitination. The coding region runs from base 404 to 736 and encodes 110 amino acids. The transcript is spliced from 4 exons. The record is from RefSeq and is a predicted model, not a curated record. NCBI's taxonomy places the organism in Eukaryota, Metazoa, Arthropoda, Insecta, Hymenoptera, Vespidae.
UUUAGUUCCAUUUUUCAUUAUCCGUGAGUGUUAAUAACGAAAUAUUAGACGCAAUUGAUCUGAUAAUACUCCUAUUAUAGAUAUUACGUUACAUCGUAAAUAAUAUCAAUUCUAUGCGUACAAAAGCUCUAUUUUCGAUAAAAUGAACACACAUGUAUCUACAUUAUUAUAGCGUGGAAAUAGCAACACACUAACAGACCGUAUUGACAAUGAGGGCGUAACCGAUCAUAGAUCUAUGUAACUGAUACAACUCCUUUAUAUGAGUUUGGCCUCCCUGAUAUUUUUAUGAAUGACGUUUAACCGAGGAGGUUGGUAAAAUCACCUUCUUGUGUAGGAUAUAUCUUGGUGUAAUACGCAUAUAUGCUUGUCUCUACAGUUAUCAUCGACAGAAAAAUAUUGUGACAUGGAGAGUAUAUUUCAUGAAAAGCAAGAAGGAUAUUUGUGCGCGCAACAUUGUUUGAACGCUCUUCUACAAGGUCCUUAUUUUAAUGCAGUAGAUCUUGCUAAUUUUGGUCAUCAAAUGGACGAAGCAGAACGUAUUAGAAUGGCCGAGUCAGGUGUCGAUAGCGAAGAUUAUAAACUUUUCUUAGAGCAACCGUCAGAAAAUAUGGAUGACAGUGGAUAUUUUUCCGUUCAAGUCAUUAGCAGUGCUUUAAAAGGGGUUUGGGGUUUGGAGUUGGUUCCAUACAACAGCACAGAACCUGCCGCAUUGAUGGCACAAAAUGAUCCUUCGUAGGCAAAUGAAAGCUUAUAUCUGCAAUUACAAAGGGCAUUGGUUUACUAUACGAAAGAUUGGAACUCAAUGGUUCAAUUUGAAUUCGAUGCUUAGCGGGCCACAGCUUAUAUCAGACACAUAUCUAGCGAUGUAUUUGGCUC